AUGCAGGGUUUUGUGACCGAGUUUGCUCGGAAGCCAUACCUUGUUCCCGAUUCUGGUAAUUCUCAGCCAUAUGUUCCAACAUAUCAGUAUGGCGAGUCGAAUACGUCAAUAUUAAUACUUGAUGGCGGAGAUAGAAAUUCAUGGAACAAUGAUCUUGGUGAUCUCGAUGUAAAAAACCAGAAUCUUGAGAAAAAUUUACCGAUAAUGGUAAGACUUCAAGAAAACAAGCUCGAACCCGGUCCAAAACUCGCUCUCCACGAUGGUGGUCUUGCUUUAUUUGUUUCUAUGAUUCAAGAUACAACGAUUCAUCCAUACUCAUUAUGUCCUUUCCCCAAAAUAGAAAUUGACGAUAUAAAUUAUGUUAUUACAAAUAUGGUUGAUACAAGAGCGCCUCCUGAUCGUGCGUCAUGGAUUCUUCAUUAUCUGGCAAGAUACUUUGAUUACAAUGUCGAUAUAACAACCAAACUCCUCGAAUUCAACUAUUCAGACGAUGAUUAUUUUGCAAAAUUUUGUUAUUACUCAUACAAGCGAAAUAUAUUAAACUGUUACGAUUUCCUUACAGGAAUCAUUCAAAAGAUGAAGCCAACAGCCUUGAAAAUCUUUAAAGACGAAAUUUUGCAUUCUCAUCAACUUUGCGCCCUUGCUUUUUCAAAACAAGACGAGUUUAUGAUAGGAGAUACACCCCUGAAGGCCAAACAGAUCUAUUUGAACAUGCUUAAUGAAGAUAUGUGUUUACAAAAGACUCAUUUGAUUCAAUUCUCAAUUUUACACGCUAUAAGUGGCCACAUACCUGUUCUCUACGAUUACUCGAUCAGCAAUGAUCUAAACAAGCUCAUGAUGAACAUGAAAAGCGAAAAUCGCAGAUGCAGACAAAUAUAUCAAGCAAUUAACACAUCGAUGUUACCACCAUCUCUACAGCUUCAGAACUUAAUAAUUAGCAACUAUCCAACCUUCGACGUCAAAAAAAUUAAAAAUGGAGCUCAAAGAAUCAUCGCGUACAUUCCUUAUACUCUUACGAACACUAUAAUCUUCGACUUACUUGAAAUACCGUUCUGGUUUCCCGAAAACAACGGGCAUCUCGCUGCAGCAAUAAUUUACGUAAUUCAGAUGUUGCCAAAGGCUAAACUGAACAUGAAGCAGCUCGUUGACUUCGUUUACCAACAUGUUGACGAGAUCGCCUGCUUCAAACAUACUUUCGCUGAGCUCCAGGCUGCAAAUUUGGUAAAUUAUUCAGAAUUCAUAAGCAAAGUACAGUUUUCAAGCAAUUUUACAAUGCUAAAGGCUGAAACUAUCAAUAUUGUCUCGACAUUACCAUUCUAUGGCCUUAAAAAAGAGAAUAAUAAGGCAUUUAAUAACGCAAUGCGUCGUUUGGGCUCCGAUGAGUAUAAUUCAGCUCUUAAAUUCUUCCUUACCAAUAUUAGUAACCUCGAACAGACGAUUUUGGCCAAUAAAAACGUAAUGGAACAAAUUCCUUACGCUACACAGUAUUCUGUUGGUUCGUUUGUGGUUGGGAACACGAAAAUGUUCUCAGAAGCACUGGAUAUCAUCAUGACUUUCAAUUUGGCCACACUUUUCCCUGUAUUAGUUGAAAAUAUUUAUAAUUCAACGGAAUACAAGCUUUCUAUCACCCACAAGAUACUUGCAAAGAUUAUAGAGAGCAUUCCUAUCCUGAUUCUUCACGGAUUUUUCCAGAAAUUUGUUGAAAUUAUUCUAAAUAAUCCAACAAACUCCACAAUCACGGAAUUAGUGACUGCAAUCCAUGACAAAUACAAAGACAUUGUUUCUUUGCAGGAUAAAUACAAAGAAACUUAUUCCCAGAUUGUCAAAAACAAAAAUGUAAAUAUCAGUACAGAAAACAUCCGAAAUUUCUUCAGAAGAUUCUCGUAUUUGUGCAGCCUCCAUGUUUUCGACGCUUUCCACUCAAUAGAUAACCAACACGACUUCGAAGCCGUAUUUCCAACAUUUUUGACGAAUCUUUUAAUGUUUAGAUCGCUCAAAUCGUCGACAUUCAUCAACUUUUUCGAGGAAUUCACAGAAAGUGGCUGCAUUUCCCAGCCCUCUUCGUUUUUUGUCAAAAUUUUAUUAAAUGUUUUACUCAGUUUCAAGGAAAACGACUUCACCGACCACGUAGUUUCAGUUGUCAGUGACUUCUUCUCCUAUAUCUUCAAGCAUGGCCACUAUUUGCCGAUGAAUUAUUUAUCCGAAUGUCGCCGUAAGAGAUAUCAACCAGAAAUCAUCACGAAACUCAUUAGUAUCUUAAUAGCAUCAGCUCAGAAGAACCCAGAAGUCUUCAAUCCCUAUAAUUCCCUGAAUGAUAGCACUGUAAAGAACUUUUCCAACGAUUUGCCCCUACUUUCUACCUUUAUUUCUGUCCUCUGCGACAACAGCCACUUCCCACAACUGACGGCCGACCUCAUUCAUCAGUUCGAUUCGUCGACAUCUCAACCUAUUUCGCUUCCUGGCUGUUUCUUCUCGAUGCUGCCGGAAGAGGCAAGAGGUAAAUCGUUCGAAGAGUCGUUUGAGUUCAUGAAGACAGGAAUUACGAGAGAAAACGCAAAAUUGAUUGGAUAUUGGCUCAAAUUCUCGAUUUUCUACACAAUUGAUAAUCAGAAUGUACAGUUCCCUGUUGUUUUCCAGGCUCCAGAUAGAAAUCUCCAGACAAAGUACAUGACACAAGUUUCUGAAGCAUUUUUCGGUCUUUUCAACAGUAUUUCUAAGGCAGAUGAGAAUGCAAACUUGUAUUUGUUCGCUUGGUCAACAAUUCUUCACGUUGACAGGAACAGACGUUCUGAAUUGUACAGUUCGAUUUAUUCUACACCAGUUUUUGCAAAUGCUGCUGUCCAAGUCUUCCAGACCCACUUUGCACAAGGAGACAUCAAUUUCGGAAGCGCCAUUUCCCUUUUCAUUCACCCUGUAAUUCAAAUUGCAGCAAUUAUUUCCUUCGACCAAUUAAUUGAUAAUGUUAUCAAUUCAGAUUACGCCAGUACAGAAUUUGAGAACUUUACACAGCUUGCAACAAUGAUUUCAAUAGUCUACAUCACUCGAUGCCAAAACAAGCCAAAUACUAUGAGGAUCGAGUCAAUUGCCUGCAAGAUAUUAGAGUGGGUCAGGAAAGCCACUGUUCCAGGCGUUGGCGGCAAGCUUGACUUCUUAUUAGACUCAUUUAAUUUCAUUAUGUGCUAUAGUACUAAUAUCAAGGAGAUGGCUGAUAUCAGAAUGCAGCAGUCUCUCAAUUUGAAGAUAAGAGACAAUUAUAUGAUGCUUCCUGAAUUAAUUCAGAAAAAGGUCAUCCUAAACAUUCCUCCACAGUCAUUCCAGAUGGUUCAGGAUCCGUUGUACUUCCAUGUCACACUUCCUCAGCCAGUUCCUCAGUUCCAGAUGGAUAUUCCACCUCAAUUCCCGCCUCCUCCUUCUGCACCGCAGCAACAACCUACUCUUAAUAUGUCUAUGGAACCUACAAUAGAUAUGACCAACUUGGAAGAUGACGAUUUUAUGUUCCAGUGGCAACUUUAA
Trichomonas vaginalis G3 is the source of this 3513-nucleotide messenger RNA. RefSeq lists its product as uncharacterized. Lineage: Eukaryota; Parabasalia; Trichomonadida; Trichomonadidae. The record is from RefSeq and is a predicted model, not a curated record. The transcript has a single exon. Bases 1 to 3513 code for a protein of 1170 amino acids.